Molecule: messenger RNA, 945 nt
Organism: Sphenostylis stenocarpa
Lineage: Eukaryota; Viridiplantae; Streptophyta; Magnoliopsida; Fabales; Fabaceae
Source: the annotation of a GenBank genome assembly
AUGGCGUUGGAGUCUUUCCCCAAGUCUGUUCCGCCCGUGCUCCCACCCACUCGCUUGCCCCAUAAUCUCUACCCCGAUGCCGUUCCUCUUACCCUCAUUGACACACCUUCCAGCCUGGGAAAGCAAGGCGCGCGCAAUGCAGAAUUGAAGCGAGCUGAUGCGGUGGUUUUAACCUAUGCUUGCAAUGAGCCGUUGAGCUUUGAGCGUUUGAGUACAUACUGGCUCCCUGAACUGCAGAAGUUGGAGGUGAAGGCACCAGUGAUUGUGGUUGGUUGCAAGCUUGACCUGCGGAAUGAAAACCAGCUAGUGAGUUUGGAGAGUCUCACCACAAAUAUCAUGCAACAUUUCACUGAAAUUGUCACUUGUGUUGAAUGCUCUGCUGCUACACUUUAUCAGGUCCCUGAAGUUUUUUAUUUUGCCCUAAAAGCAGUACUGCAUCCAGUAGAUCCAUUGUUUGAUUAUAAAAGACAUGGUUUAACAGAUCGAUGUGUGAGGGCAUUAAGAAGAAUAUUUAUUCUCUGUGAUCAUGACUUGGACGGUGCUCUCAAUGAUGAAGAACUAAAUGAGUUUCAGGUUAAAUGCUUCAAUGCAGCAUUGCAGCCACCUGAAAUAGAAAAGGUCAAAACAAUUGUAGAGCAGAAAGUACCUGACGGAGUCAACUCUAUUGGUCUUACCUUUCCAGGCUUUAUUUAUGUCCAUAAUAUGUUUCUAAAGAAAGGGCGAACAGAGUCAUUGUGGGUUGUUCUAAGAAAGUUUGGAUAUGAUAAUGAUUUAAAACUCAGGGAUGAUUUCCUUCCAGUUCCAUCUGUGAAUGCUUCUGAUCAGCAGAGUGUGGAGCUGACAAGUGAAGCUGUAGAUUUUCUGAAUGGUAUCUUUCGAUUUUUUGAUACAGAUAAAGUAUGUAUAACUUCUUUGGAUUAUCUUGACCACUACUAUGUUCUUUAA